This is a messenger RNA of Drosophila pseudoobscura, 831 nucleotides long. Its product is annotated as serine protease 1-like. The record is from RefSeq and is a predicted model, not a curated record. Gene Ontology annotation, biological process: proteolysis. NCBI's taxonomy places the organism in Eukaryota, Metazoa, Arthropoda, Insecta, Diptera, Drosophilidae. Bases 1 to 831 code for a protein of 276 amino acids. The transcript has a single exon. Gene Ontology annotation, molecular function: serine-type endopeptidase activity.
AUGGACAAGACAACACUGCUGCUCUUCGGUGUGGUGGGCCUCUGGCUCCUUGCGACGGGCGAUGGGUUAGUGGAGCAGGUUCUGAAGCCCGUGCCUAUACGGUUUGUACCGCUGCUCGACAUUAAGCAGAAGGUGUUCGAGGCGGGCUUCGAGGUAAUGGAGACCGAUUUGCCCUUCGUGGUGGCCAUCGACUUCAGGGGAAGGAAGGGCAGUUGGUUUUGCGCGGGGGCCAUUCUGGCCCACUGCUGGGUCGUCACGGUGGCCUCGUGCACCAAGCACGCGUCCCACAUCGCCGUCAACUACGGCGCCUACCAGCGCGACAAGUCCCUCUUCACGCAGCACGUCACCAGCAAGGCCGUCCACACCAAUCCCAAGAACAAGGACUUCAAGCACGACCUGGCCCUCAUCCGAACGGGCUAUGUGAGGUUCUCGGACAGGGUGAGAGCCGUGUCUCUGCCCAGCCAGAAGAUCCGCCUGCCCUACAUCGACGAGUGGACAUACUCGGCGGGCUGGGGGCGCCACCACGUCGCCCAGAUGAGCACGAACCAGCUGCGGCUCAUUCAGGUGGAGGCGAAGUCCAACCACUUCUGCCGCAAGAGUGGCUUCGGCCAGAUCAUUCAGGACUCGAUGAUGUGCACCGCCCUGGCUGAAGGGGACAACAGCUGUCUGCUGGACUCGGGGAGUCCCCUGGUCCUGCGCGACCUCCGGGUGAUCGUCGGCGUGGCCUCCUUUGCCAGCCAGCUCGACUGCCGUCAGAACCGGCUGCUGGUCUACACCCGACUCACAGAAUACACGCAGUGGAUACGAUCCCUCAUUAUUGACGAUGUGUGA